Molecule: messenger RNA, 330 nt
Organism: Osmia bicornis bicornis
Lineage: Eukaryota; Metazoa; Arthropoda; Insecta; Hymenoptera; Megachilidae
Product: mitochondrial pyruvate carrier 1-like
Exons: 3
Coding region: 1-330 (109 amino acids)
Biological process (GO): pyruvate import into mitochondria
Cellular component (GO): mitochondrial inner membrane
Source: RefSeq, a predicted model, not a curated record
AUGGCAAAACGCUCGCCCAAUGGACUGUUCAGUAAAGAGAUGAGGAAUUAUUUGAUGAGCACCCACUUCUGGGGACCAGUGUUCAACUGGAUGAUACCCAUAGCGACCAUAGCCGACACGCAAAAGCAUCCGAGGAUCAUUAGCGGCAAAAUGACUUUGGCAUUGACACUUUAUUCCAUGGUAUUCAUGAGGUUCGCCGUCAAGGUGCAGCCACGAAAUUUGUUGCUGUUCGCGUGCCACUUCGUCAAUUGCUUCGCACAGAUCGCACAAGGUUACAGGUUUAUCGACUACCAUUACAUUUCGAAAAGAGCGCUCGAAGACAAAGAGUGA